AUGCAUUUUUCCGCUGUCCUCGGUCUCCUUUCGGUGGCAGUCGCCCUGCCGUCUGCUCUGAACAUCGACGCCCAAGGCAAUAGUCUCAGCGUCACUGAGCGGGAAGUGGGAGAGGUUGUCAACCGCUCCCCCGAGCAAUCCGCCCAGGAUAUCGCCAUUCUCGUCGAGAGAGCCUUGUACGAUCAAACGGUCGACUGGCCUUCCAGCAGUGUCAACCUCGGCACCAUCAGCUUCCAAACCCAGGUCAACAACCUCGGCAGCGACCGCUACCAGAUUAAUUGGUGGAACACGGAUCCCGCCAACUCAGCGCGCAAGAUCAAGCUCACCUUUAACGCGGGCGAUGGCACCCGCCUCUACGACGUUGUGUCCUCACCUCAGACCAGGGGCACCACCGAAGUCACCAAGCGCGGCACCCAGUUCCGCGUUAUAUUUGACCAAGAGUAA
Molecule: messenger RNA, 444 nt
Organism: Clonostachys byssicola
Lineage: Eukaryota; Fungi; Ascomycota; Sordariomycetes; Hypocreales; Bionectriaceae
Source: the annotation of a GenBank genome assembly